GUAAGAAAACAAACAUUAAAGUCAAACUCAAACUAUCUUAUGGUCGCCGAUUUCAACACGAUUAUUUCAUUUAAACUUUCUCUUUCCAAAAUUCGCUAUAUAAAAAAUCUUCUUCAUUACCCUGGUUAUGCAUAUACCUAUUUUCACAGAACUCCGGCAGGUUUCAAUUUCCGUUCCUCUUUUUUUAUCUUCUUCUCAGAAAGAAAAGAAGAUUUUUUAAUGGCACCAAGAGAGAAAACUGUGAAUGGAAAUGGUGUUAAAGGAAAGAUUAAUGGAGGAGAAACUGUAAAAGAAGUACAUUAUAGAGGUGUAAGAAAGAGGCCGUGGGGAAGAUACGCGGCGGAGAUCAGAGAUCCUGGUAAAAAAAGUAGGGUUUGGUUAGGUACUUUUGAUACAGCUGAAGAUGCUGCAAGAGCUUAUGAUACUGCUGCUAGAGAAUUCCGUGGAUCAAAAGCUAAAACUAAUUUCCCCUUUCCAUCAUCAUCCCAACCUAAUAAUUCUUCAUCUUCUGAGAUUAUCAAUCUUACAGGUAAUACUAAUGGUAAUAAGGAAAAUAAUAAUAGCAAUCAUAGUCCUAGUCAGAGUAGUACUGUUGAAUCAUCAACAAAUCGAGAAAGAUUUUCUUCUUCUCAGAUUAUUCAUCCUCCAACGUUAGAUCCUGGUCUGCUUCAUCGCAGCGGUGGUGGUCGGAUAAUGGGUGGUGGUGGAUCUGGAGCUGUUAUGUAUCCUUUUGGUCAUCCUCAAUAUCAACUUCAAAAUCCAGAUGGAGUGGUGCCAACUGCUCUUCCUCUGUUUUAUUUUGACGGGAUUCUAAGACCUGAUCAUCAGCAAAACCAUAACCAAACGCUAAAAUUUGAUCUUUCUGUAUCUGAUUUUCAUCACCAAUAUCAUCGUCAGAUGAACGGUAGUGGUAGUGUUCAUAGUGAUUCUGAUUCAUCAUGCGUUGUUGACAACAAUCAGAUCAUCUCAACUGAGAAAGCUGCAACUCUUGAUUUUGAUCUUAACUUACCUCCUCCAUCAGAAGUAGAUGCUUAAUUAAGAAGAGGAUUAGUCAAAGUCCCGUCGAUUUUUUCCAGAUAAUUAUCGCCGGCUUUAUAAUGCAAUUUUUUAUGCUCUAAAGUUCUCUAGAUGGUUUUUUUAAUGAAAAAGUCAUGGAGAAACAAAAAUUAGAGGGAGACGAAGACUCAAAGAAGCCCCUGGAUGUUGUUGUAUAUAUGCAAUGGUAAUUAUCCCCUUUUUUUUUGCAACUGAGAAAUUCAUUGAAAGAAUGAAUUUCUUAUUGUUGUUGUUGUAAUUUCUAUGUUUCACCGGUGCUUCUUACUUAGUUGUUACCUAAUAAUUAUUGUCAAUGAAAAAGGAAGAUUAAAAAUCAGUGAAGCUUUUGGUUGGAAUGGGUUUCAUUUAGCAA
This is a messenger RNA of Papaver somniferum (opium poppy), 1408 nucleotides long. RefSeq names its product ethylene-responsive transcription factor 4-like. Gene Ontology annotation, biological process: regulation of DNA-templated transcription. Gene Ontology annotation, molecular function: DNA-binding transcription factor activity; DNA binding. NCBI's taxonomy places the organism in Eukaryota, Viridiplantae, Streptophyta, Magnoliopsida, Ranunculales, Papaveraceae. The transcript has a single exon. Bases 40 to 1035 code for a protein of 331 amino acids. The record is from RefSeq and is a predicted model, not a curated record.